AUGUUAUUCGAAAUCACUUUAUUAAAACAUGUAGUGCGAUAUCACCAACUUGAUCAGCGUUUUAAAGUUAGCUGUGCAGAGGAUGGAUGUGGAGCAAUUUACACCAAAUGGAAAUCUUUUCAGCAGCAUGUUUACAGAAAACAUCCAACACUUUCAACAAUUCUUGAUGAAAGACCAUUAGUACAUGAUAAUGGACAGCAAGAACAAGAUUUUGGAGUUAGAGAUGAAUUAAAUGAUGAAGAAGGAAUGACAGAAAGAGCUGAAUAUGCUACAAUGAAGAAUCUUCAAUGGUAUGCUGCUAAAUUAAUAAUAGAUAUAAGAGAAAACUGUAAAAUUUCUCAGACAUCAAUAGAUCAGGUCAUUAACGGAAUCACUUCACUGGUAGAUGUUUAUUUAUCAAUAAUAUUGGAAGAAUGUCAAAAGAAAACAGAUCCUGUAAGUCACAUGCUUUCAAUAGACGAUGUUAACACUAUAUGUAUGGAAGAGUAUCCAUCAACUACACUCUUUUCUAUAUUACAAUCAAAAUCUACUCUUGAUAAAUUUUUAAUUGAAGAAAUGCGCAUGGUACAAGCUACAGAAGUUAAGAUUUCGUCAAAAUGGCAAUGGAAACAAAAAAAGAGGCUUUCUACAAUUUCUAGAGACUUAUGUGAAGUUACACAUUGUGCAUACAUUGUUCCUUUUCUGGAAAAUUUAACUAAUCUGUUAAUGAACGAUGAAGUUAGAUUGCAUAUAGACAAUCCUCUCGAUCAUGACCCAAGUGUAUACCGUACAGUGUUGGACGGUUCAUAUUAUCGAGAAAAUGAGUUUUUUCGUAAUAAUAAAAACUCUUUAGCAAUAUCGUUAUAUUACGAUGAUGUGGGGAUUACCAACCCUUCAGGAGCUAGUUCUAAAAAUCAGAAGUUAGCAAUGUUUUAUUGGACUCUUCUAAAUAUUAAGCCCGAGUUACGAUCUUCAAACAACACCGUUCAAUUGUAUGCCAUUGUUAAAACAAUAUAUUUGAAAGAACCGAAUGCCUUAGAAAAAAUUUUGAGACCUUUCAUCGAUGAUAUUGAAAUAUUACGAACAGAAGGUUUAAAUAUGUAUGUUAACGGAGUAAGGAAAAAUUACAAAGGCUCAUUAUUGAACAUUCUAGGAGAUACACCUGCAUCAGCUUUGAUGGCCGGUUUUAAAGAAUCUGUGGCUGCAUAUCGACCAUGUCGUUUGUGUAUGGUAACAAAAGAUGUAUUAAAACUAAAUCCUUUUGAAAAUGAGCAACUACUGCGGAAUAAAGAUUUACACAUGCAAUAUUUAAAUGAUAUCAACGAGCCAGGUAUCACGAAAGCCGCGAAAAAAUACUGGCAAUUAUCGUAUGGUAUAAAUGGUGUGAGUCCAGUUGUAAACAUACCUUACUUUGAUGUAACACAAUGUUUACCAAUAGACUGCAUGCAUAUCCUUCUUGAGGAAUUGUUGAGCAGAAUAUAA
Messenger RNA from Chelonus insularis, 1461 nucleotides. RefSeq lists its product as uncharacterized. NCBI's taxonomy places the organism in Eukaryota, Metazoa, Arthropoda, Insecta, Hymenoptera, Braconidae. The record is from RefSeq and is a predicted model, not a curated record. The transcript has 3 exons. The coding region runs from base 1 to 1461 and encodes 486 amino acids.